AUGACCUCUCAAAGAGCUAAAGUGGUACUAUCACUGAAUGCUGAAGCAGUCGACUCACUCAAAGAGGGAAUCAAUUUCAAGAAAAACCCGGAGGAUGGUAAAUGCUACAUCAUAUACAAGAGCAACAACAACCUUAAAGCAUGCAAGAACCAAUGCAAGCACCAAGGAGGGUUGUUAAUCAAAGACAUCGAAGACCUAGAUGGCAGGACUGUUAAAUGCACUAAACAUAACUGGAAGCUCAAUGUGUCAACAAUGAAAUAUGUGAAUCCACCCGACAGCUUCUUGCAGGAUGAGCUCGAGGUAGAGACUUUCGAUAAUGGGGGGCUUCGGCUGGUUGAGUUGAGUCCCAUGGACCCCUGGUUGGCUGACCCUCGAGAGCCUCUGGAGCUCCAGGACGGAGAAGUGAAAGUGACGUACUUGAGCCACGCCUGCAUGGAACUGCAGCUGGGGCAGAGGCGGUUCAUGUUUGACCCUUGGUUGAAGGGUCCUGCAUAUGCCAGAGGCUGGUGGCUUUUGCACGAGCCUCCGGCAGACUCUCUGGACAAACUGUGUGCGGCAGAUUUCAUCUACAUCAGCCAUAUGCACUCUGACCACCUCAGUUACCCUACACUGAAGGUCUUGUCAAAGAGGAGGCCUGAUGCCCCCAUUUAUGUUGGUGACACAUCAAGACCCGUCUUUUGGUAUUUGGAGCAAAGCAAAAUCAAGCUGACCAACAUCAAUGUUGUCCCUUUUGGUGUUUGGCAAAAUGUUGAUGAAGACCUGAGAUUCAUGAUCAUGAUGGAUGGUGUGCAUCCGGAAAUGGACACCUGCAUCAUUAUUGAAUACAAAGGUCACAUGAUCCUGAACACUGUGGACUGCACCCGGCCAAACAAUGGACGGCUUCCACAGAAUGUGGACUUAAUGAUGAGUGACUUUGCGGGAGGUGCGUCUGGGUUCCCCAUGACCUUCUGUGGAGGAAAAUACACUGAUUCCUGGAAGGCAGAGUUUAUCAAGAAUGAAAGGAAGAAGUUGCUGAACUACAAAGCUCAGCUGGUGAAGUCCCUGCAGCCGGCAAUUUACUGCCCGUUCGCGGGCUAUUUUGUGGAGGCUCAUCCAUCAGACAGAUACAUAAAGGAUACAAAUGUGAAGAACAGUGCAGAGAACCUCAAUGCGCUCAUCAAUAAGCUUGCACCAGAAAUCAAGACAUGGACACCCAAGCCAGGCGCUGUGCUGGACCUUGGCCUCGCUCUGAGAGACCCCACAAACAGUGAGGCCAUCGUCAAUCCCCCAGCCAGUGCGAAAAUCUUCAAGGACAGUUGGGAUUUCGACUUGUAUGUGGAUGAACUAAACAGCGCCAUCAGCUGUGAGAUAUUUAAACGUCAAAGCUGGAUCCAGUUUUAUUACACCUGGGCAGGCUUUCAAAACUACAACCUUGUUGUGCGGGUGAUCGAGACAGAUGACAAAUUUGAACCUCUGACUGAUGGCUAUGACUACUUGGUGGACUUUUUGGAUCUGUCAUUCCCCACCAAGAGACCUGACAGAGAGCACUCCUACAUAGAGCUUAAAAACAGGAUUGGGGUGAUGAGACAUGUGGUGCUGCAUGGCCUUCUCUGGGAUGAUCUGUACAUCGGCUUCCAGAACCGCAUAAGCCGAAACCCAGAUAUCUACCACCACAACUAA
Plectropomus leopardus (leopard coralgrouper) is the source of this 1659-nucleotide messenger RNA. The record is from RefSeq and is a predicted model, not a curated record. Lineage: Eukaryota; Metazoa; Chordata; Actinopteri; Perciformes; Serranidae.